This is a messenger RNA of Ruditapes philippinarum (Manila clam), 1714 nucleotides long. Its product is annotated as microfibril-associated glycoprotein 4-like. The transcript has a single exon. Bases 106 to 1047 code for a protein of 313 amino acids. The record is from RefSeq and is a predicted model, not a curated record. NCBI's taxonomy places the organism in Eukaryota, Metazoa, Mollusca, Bivalvia, Venerida, Veneridae.
AUUCCCAUUUUGCAAUUUCAAGUUGUUCGCCACAGAUUGUUGCUAAAAUAAACGUUUAUUAACAGUUUGAGAUCAUAAAAACAUAUUCAAUUAACAUUUGUUUGAAUGAAAUCAACUAAAAUGUGUAAGCUUCUUGUUAUGACUGUUAUUUUGGGAUAUGUUGCUGCGAAACAUGAAAGUAACAUAUAUAUUCCUUUGGUAAAGAUGCAUAGUGAUGAAAGUAGCGAGUCAGAUUUUGAUAAAUUUUCUGACACAGACGAAUACAUAGAGAAAAUAUUUGCUAACAUUUCAAACCGUCUUUCGUGUACGUGCGAUUCAAACAGGACAGAUGUUGCCACAAAAGCAGAUCUGGCGGAGUUAAAGAAAGACAUGAUUGCAGAUAUUUCCGCUCUUAUGUUAGAUGUGCAUAAACCGAAACCUAUAGAUUGUGGUGAUAUUUACAAUGAAGGUCAAAAUAAAACUGGCAUUUACGCUAUUUACCCUACUUCCAAUAAGAAAGGCAUCUCAGUACGUUGCGAUAUGGACACAUCAGGCGGUAAAUGGACCAUUAUACAAAGGAGGGUUUCUAAAAGCGACUUUUAUAAGACAUGGGACGAAUACGAAACUGGUUUUGGUAAUCUAAGUGAUAACUUCUAUCUUGGUAAUCGCAUUAUACAUGAGAUAACCAGCCAAGACAAAUAUCAGCUUCGAGUUGACCUUACCAGCUUUAAAGGAGAAUCGGCGUAUGCAGAGUACAGUCAGUUUUAUAUUGGUGAUUCUGAAUCCAGUUACAAGCUGCAUGUUGGCGGAUACUCUGGAACUGCAGGUGAUGCUCUUAAAUUUCAAAAUGGAAUGAAAUUUACUACAAAAGACAGAGACAACGACCUCGACGGUUCUAAUUGUGCAGUAAUGUAUCACGGUGCAUGGUGGUACAAGGGUUGUCAUUAUUCAAACCUUAACGGACUCUAUGGUUCUAACGUCUACGGAAAGGGUACAAACUGGAAGCAGUGGAAAGGAUACCACACUUCGAUGAAAACCAUAGAAAUGAAAAUUCGUCGAAGGAAAUAGUUCGUUUCUACAGGUUAUAAUAACUUGUGUAACUUGGAUUUUUGUAUAUUAUCAUUACCUCCAGUUUCCCAAAUACAUCAAAUGAAAUAAUACAAUUUUGUUUGGAUUGCAAAAACGAAUACAUUGAGUUUUGUUUUUAUAUCAUAUGGCUAGCAUUUCGCAAUAUUCAAUAUUCCAAUACAAUAAAUAUUAUCCGUCAAUUUUAAUUAUUUGUGUUUUAAGCACUGUAUGUAUGAUAAAAAAAAUUUAUAAUUAUAUCAUUUAAUGGACUUUGAUAUAUUUCAUAAUUAUAAAAGUGGUGUAGUUUAUUGAAAAUUGUAACAUUUACCAAAAUAUCUUUAGGCUCUUUAUUUAACAUAUUCUGUAAUAUUGUACAUGUUGUAUAGAAAUGUAUAUCUGAUGUUUUGAUCACAAUUAAUAAAAUUCACAUUUGUUGUUGUUAGCGUCUAUAGCUUAACGUUAAAGUACAAUUACUUCUUAAGUUUAUCAUUGAUGAUUUAUAUAUUGUAAGUACAUGUAUAAUGAAAUAAAAUGUUGAUUAUAUAGUGAUACAUUUCAUAUUUAUGAAAGGCACGAAAUUUAUCAAACAUAUUUAGCUUAUUAAAAGAGAUUUCACUACAAGUACUACUUUUUGUGUCACUUUUUUACUUCUUGUAUAAUAAAGUUU